CGUUCCAACCGUUAUACUGGCAAGGUGUGUCCAAAAAUGAGUGGUCAAAAUAAUCAUGAUUCAAACGCGGAAUCUUACUGGAACUUCAAAGGUCACUUUGACUUCGUGGACCAAUGGUUCUUAAUGGGAUCCCCUAUUCCCAUAAUAGUAAUAUUGACGGCAUAUCUUGCCUUUGUCCUCAAAUUGGGACCAGAUUUUAUGAAAAAAAGGAAAGCUUACAAGUUGACAAACAUCUUGUUGGUGUAUAACUUAGCAGAAAUUAUUUUUGCAGCAUACUUAUUUAAUUUGUGUAUAAAAAUACUAGUGCCGCUUGGGAUGCUCCGGAAGACUUGCACUAUGGACACUGAAGAAUCGAAAUACCAAGUAACCUCAACAAAUUAUUGGUACUUCAUCUGUAAACUCACAGAACUCCUCGACACUGUGUUCUUCGUGUUACGAAAGAAACGAAAUCAAAUCAGUUUCCUACAUGUGUAUCACCAUACCCUACUUGGGUUGUGUUCUUGGUUGUUCCUGAAAUAUGAACCUGGUUAUACCCUCCUCUUCAUAGGAACGCUCAAUUCUUUUGUCCACAUAAUUAUGUACACUUACUAUGCCCUCUCUGCGUUUCCUGGUAUGGCCAAAUAUUUGUGGUGGAAGAAGUACAUCACUAUACUGCAGUUGACGCAAUUCAUCCUAGUGUUAAUUGAAUUCGUGGCAAACAUAGUAAUAUCAAAAUGCAAGCCAUCCACAGUGAUGACAGUGUUAAUACUACCCAAUUUGGCUUUAUUCAUACAUUUAUUCCUCAAAUUUUAUAUGAAGACUUACACUGAUGCUCAAAGUAAACAAGAAACAAAAGCGAAAAAUGUAUAUAUUACAAAUGUUUCCGGCGACUUUAACGGUGAAACUGUCAAAGGAAGAAGUAAGAAUACAGAUAAUAUGAAGAAGAAAACAUAUUAUAACGAUACUAAUCAAGCAAAUAAGAGAUACAUAUACAAACAUCGUCCUAUAGGCGAAGGAUUUCAGACACGAUAAUCAAACAUAUUUCAUAGGAGCUCAAGUAAAGUUAAUAUAGCUGUAAUAAUAAAUAUAUUAUUGCAUAA
Molecule: messenger RNA, 1079 nt
Organism: Manduca sexta (tobacco hornworm)
Lineage: Eukaryota; Metazoa; Arthropoda; Insecta; Lepidoptera; Sphingidae
Product: elongation of very long chain fatty acids protein 7
Exons: 5
Coding region: 37-1011 (324 amino acids)
Biological process (GO): sphingolipid biosynthetic process; fatty acid elongation, monounsaturated fatty acid; fatty acid elongation, polyunsaturated fatty acid
Cellular component (GO): endoplasmic reticulum membrane
Molecular function (GO): fatty acid elongase activity
Source: RefSeq, a predicted model, not a curated record